GAUAAAUUCAAACUAUUAAUUUCAGACUAUGUUUUCGUAAAAAAAAAUCUUUAAAAAUGGAGAUUUUGGCUGGAGGAUUGGCUGCCUCAGGGGCAUGUUUGUUUACAAAUCCUCUAGAGGUUGUAAAGAAUCGGUUACAAUUACAGGGGGAACUUAAAGCCAGGGGGAAUUAUGCUCAGACAUAUAGGGGUCCCUUCCAUGGUCUAUAUGUACUGGCUCGUACAGAUGGAAUUCUAGCUCUUCAAUCUGGCCUGGUUCCAGCCUGCCUUUACCAAUUGGUAAUGAAUGGUUUACGCCUAGGAAUCUAUGCAGAACUUGAAAACAAAGGCUGUUUAACCAACAAGGAAGGUGAAGUUAGUCUUUCGAGGUCACUAGGCUGUAGUGUUAUAUCGGGUGUGAUUGGAGGAUUUGUUGGAUCCCCGAUUUUCCUUGUGAAAACCCAGCUUCAAACUUCAUCUUCCUCUCAGAUUUCUGUAGGAACCCAACACAACCAUGAAAACAUGCUUAGUGCUUUUAGAACCAUUUACAAUGAUGGAGGGAUUCGUGGUUUAUGGCAGGGAGCCUCGUCUUCCAUUCCUAGAAUUAGUAUUGGAAGUGCUGCUCAGUUAGUCACAUACAGUUACACCCAAGAGAAGCUAGAUCGGUUGGGCUGGGGGAAGAAAGGAAGCUGGCAAAAUAACCUAGUUGGAGCUUUUCUAUCAGGGUUUGUGAUAUCAGUAGUUAUCAAUCCGUUUGAUGUUAUCUCUACCCGGUUAUACAACCAACCCCGGACCAAUAGGUAAAUAUUC
Molecule: messenger RNA, 788 nt
Organism: Eurytemora carolleeae
Lineage: Eukaryota; Metazoa; Arthropoda; Copepoda; Calanoida; Temoridae
Product: solute carrier family 25 member 35
Exons: 10
Coding region: 57-782 (241 amino acids)
Source: RefSeq, a predicted model, not a curated record